AUGCCGCCGAAGUUUCAGCUCCUUGCUCUGGUGGCCUUCGCCAUUGCGAUGAUCGUUUUGGAAAACCAAAUUCAGAAGCUCGAGGAGUCACGGGGGAAGCUGGGUAAGAAUCUUUCCUUUCCAAUGAAUACUAUUUUAAGGGAGGUACGGUUUGUAAAGAAUGUGACGUUAUGGAAGGAGAUGAAGCCUGCGUUCUACCAUGGACAUGUUUCCUUUCUGGACUUCACCAAAUUUGGAGUGAAGAAAAAGCCUAUUUACAUAAAUGUUAUCCGGGACCCUAUUGAGCGUCUGGUGUCUUACUAUUAUUUCCUGCGUUUCGGUGAUGACUACAGACCAGGUCUGCGACGCAGAAAGCAAGGGGACAAAAAGACGUUUGAUGAGUGUGUAGCUGCUGGAGGAUCUGACUGUGCUCCAGAGAAACUGUGGCUUCAGAUUCCCUUCUUCUGUGGUCAUUACUCUGAGUGCUGGAACAUUGGCAGCAAAUGGGCUUUGGAGCAAGCCAAAUACAACCUGGUGAAUGAAUACAUGUUAGUUGGAGUGACGGAGGAGUUGGAAGACUUUGUUAUGAUGUUGGAGGCGGCACUUCCUCGCUUUUUUAAGGGGGCCACAGAGCUCUAUCGGACAGGGAAGAAAUCGCACCUAAGGAAAACGAGUGAGAAGAAGCCGCCCACCAAAGAGGCUAUAGCCAGACUGCAGCAGUCAGACAUCUGGAAAAUGGAGAAUGAGUUUUAUGAGUUUGCACUAGAGCAGUUCCAGUACGUUCGGGCUCACGCGGUGAGAGAAAAAGAUGGAGAACUGUACCUACUGGCACAGAACUUUUUCUAUGAGAAAAUCUACCCAAAGACUACCUGAGUCUCAGCGGUGCUCCAUAACACUGUAUGCUGUGGUCGGAAACACUGGAGGGAGGACGCCAUCCAUUCUGCCUGACUGUUCUCCAUCUGGAUGUGUGCAUUUAGGGCAACUGAAACUAGUCCGUGCCACAAGGAAGAGUCUUGGGGCCAAAUAGCUGUCAAGAGCUUUAUCCCCCCAAUACAUAUAAUUUCGAAGAAAGCUUAAAAGCUCUCUAAUGAGCUUUAAAAGUGACUGAGGUCUUGUUCGUGUCAUUUUUCAAGACAACCAUCACCUUUCUGCAAUAGGGAUUUGAUACAGGUGCUGCCACAUUUCAGAACGUUUUGUUAAUUGGAUUUAUUUAAUGCGUAUAUGGUUAUAGUUUUUUUUUUUUUUGAUUGAUGGUGUUUUGGGAGUUUUUACAUCUUCAAAGUACAGAUGACUACUAAACAUUCUUAUCAAGCUGACAAAGUCAUUUUUUCAAUAUAGUAAAAUGAGGAAUACUUUAUUUCUUGGACUUUCAUAAGGCUAUUUAUGGGAUUUAUUGGAAAAACACAGAUGUGGAUGUACUUCACAUGGUUAAAAAUGCAUCAUAUAUCUUGUCAGAAACAAUUCUCCACAUUUUUCGGUUUGCCAUUUUUAAAACAGAACCUUCUGCUUGGGGUUCAGUCUUGCAUUUUUUCAGCAAUUGCAGAUAAUAUAUUUUUAUCUACAAAUAUAUGUAAAUACUAGUCAUUACAGUUACAGCUGGACCAAAACAUUUAAAAAUGGGAGGAUAAAGAAUUGAAGAUGAAAUGUUUAUCUGCAUGUGGAUCAGUGUACUGUUACUUGUUCUCGGUUUGUUUUAAUUUGCUUUUAUAUAUUUUAUGACUGAAUUAUCAUGUUUUUUUAUGUAGUUUAAACAUACUUUGUUUCUCAUGGCAACAUACCAUGUUGAACUUUAAAUGUGUUCAAUGAAAGAAAGACUCUAAAUUCAGCGAGAUUGUGCCUUUUUUUUCCCUGUAACACAGAGCUGUUAUUACAGCCAGUGUAAAUAUGACUUGAUAUCUCAGCAUAUGAAUAGGUGAGGACGGAGUUGUUUUACAAUGUGAAAUGUAGGUACAGUUGCAUAGAUUGUCAUUAUUAACAUCAAUGUGGAAAUAGGCAGCCAUCAUGUGAAAUUGUUUGCCUUGUUGAUGGUACUACAAGACUGGAACUGAUGUCUUUUUGAAAAUGGAAAUUUGUCUGUACAAUUCCAGUGUUUAUAUGUACAGGAUCUUUACUAAACACACAUUUGUGCAUGAAAUGGGUGCUGGAUUGCACAUUUGCCCUUAAAAUAUCAGUAGAACAGUAGGUCUUUGUGACAAAUUCUCCCUUGCUAC
Messenger RNA from Sinocyclocheilus anshuiensis, 2189 nucleotides. Its product is annotated as heparan sulfate 2-O-sulfotransferase 1-like. Gene Ontology annotation, cellular component: membrane. Lineage: Eukaryota; Metazoa; Chordata; Actinopteri; Cypriniformes; Cyprinidae. The transcript is spliced from 7 exons. Gene Ontology annotation, molecular function: heparan sulfate 2-sulfotransferase activity. Bases 1 to 852 code for a protein of 283 amino acids. The record is from RefSeq and is a predicted model, not a curated record.